GUUUUCAGCUUCUCUCUCCAGAGCAACACUGCUACUCUCUCUCUCUCUCUCUCUCUCUCUCUAGAACUCAAAUGGGUCCGUUACAGUCUCAAAACAAUAUUGUCGGCCACAGACGUUAUGUUGAUGAAAUCUAAUUACUGAUUUGCGUUUGGUAAUCAUAUAUUUUAUUACCUUUGUUCUAUUUCAAUUUUGGUUGUUGUUUGGGCAUCAGAGUCUGUUGUUUUCUCUUCGGAUGCUGAUUCACACUCCCAGACUCAUGAAGAUGCUAGUCCCAUUACUUGUGCUUCUCCAGUUGAGCAGCGCUAUUGAAAUCAAUGAUAAAGGGAGAGAGGGACUGUGUGAUUAUAAACCAACAUUACAGCCCAGACCGCAUAGCGUAUCCAUCCGAGAGUUUGGUGCUGUCGGGGAUGGGGAAACAUUGAACACCAUUGCCUUCCAGAAUGCAAUUUUCUAUCUCAAAUCCUUCGCUGAUAAGGGCGGUGCUCAGCUGUAUGUGCCGCCAGGAAGGUGGCUUACUGGAAGUUUCAAUCUUACCAGCCAUCUCACACUCUUCUUGGCAAGGGGUGCCGUCAUUCUUGGAUCGAAGGAUGCAUCUCAUUGGGAGGUCGAGGAACCCCUACCGUCAUAUGGUCGAGGGCUUGAGCUUCCUGGAGGGAGGUACAGAAGCCUGAUAAGUGGAUAUAUGUUGCAUGAUGUAGUAAUAACAGGUGAUAAUGGAACGAUUGAUGGGCAAGGCUCGGUUUGGUGGGAUUGGUUCACCUCCCAUUCAUUAAACUAUAGUCGGCCUCAUCUUGUUGAGCUUGUUGGUUCCAAGGAUAUUGUAGUGUCAAACCUAACUUUCCUCAAUGCUCCUGCAUUUAAUGUUCAUCCAGUUUAUUGCUCAAAUGUGCAAGUUCAGAACGUCUCAGUCCAUGCUCCACCAGAAUCACCUUACGUUGUUGGCAUAGUACCAGAUUCUUCUGAUCAAAUAUGCAUAGAGAAUUGCAGCAUUUGCACCGGUUAUGACGCCAUUGCACUCAAGAGUGGCUGGGAUGAAUAUGGGAUUGCCUAUGGCAGACCUACAACAAGUGUACACAUCAAACAAGUCUACCUUCAAGCAUCUUCCGGCUCUGCUCUAGCUUUUGGCAGUGAAAUGUCUGGUGGCAUUUCCAAUGUCCUUGUGCAGCACCUCCACGUAUACAAUUCAUUUUACGGCAUUGAGUUCCGAACGACUAGAGGUAGAGGUGGUUACAUCAAAGACAUUAUUAUAUCAGAUGUCAAGAUGCAAAAUGUCCACACGGCAUUUGGUGCUACGGGUCAAAGCGGGUCCCAUCCGGACGAUGAUUUCGAUCCCAACGCACUCCCGGUUUUGAAUCAGAUCACCUUGGAGAAUGUGAUUGGCACAAACAUCACUCUUGCCGGAAACUUCACCGGAAUUCAAGAAUCCCCUUUCACUUCUAUAUGUCUAUCCAAUAUUACCUUAUAUGUUGCUUCUUGCUCUUCUAGUUCUUGGGUAUGUUCAAAUGUUUUGGGAUCGUCUCAGUUUGUCUUCCCGGAACCAUGUCCCGACCUCAAUAGCUCGUUCUCGAAUUCUUCUUUGGCUUGCUUCUCUCUCCUGAAUUCUGAGGGUCGGGCUGCAGCUUUAUGAUACCAUUUCGUUUCCCCAAAUACCGAAAAUCAAAUCUUUUGGAUCCGCAAUAUGAGGGAGAAAAGUCUGAAGUCGUUUACCAUUACAAUCUCCAAUUAGGACAGAUUCUUUCCAAUAAGAGACACAAUGUCUAGAAUACAUGUUUAUUUCACCUACCCAUCUGCAUUCUUGCGUGUUAUUACCAUUUGCAUAUUGUGUACAGCUUCAUUUCUUCAUUCAUGUACAAGGAAUUUUUGGUAGUGUUUGUUUGUUUGUUUUUUUUUCUUUCUUUCUUCUGAAUUUGGUGCAUUAUAUUUCAUUGUAAACCUUAGAGGGAGUGACAUGUCGGUUAUUAAACUAUUUUUAGAGUCUAAUUAAAUUUGGUUUUCAUUC
Messenger RNA from Camellia sinensis, 1999 nucleotides. Its product is annotated as Pectin lyase-like superfamily protein. Gene Ontology annotation, biological process: carbohydrate metabolic process. Gene Ontology annotation, molecular function: polygalacturonase activity. Lineage: Eukaryota; Viridiplantae; Streptophyta; Magnoliopsida; Ericales; Theaceae. The record is from RefSeq and is a predicted model, not a curated record.